Molecule: messenger RNA, 1647 nt
Organism: Varroa destructor (honeybee mite)
Lineage: Eukaryota; Metazoa; Arthropoda; Arachnida; Mesostigmata; Varroidae
Gene: Etfb
Product: Electron transfer flavoprotein beta subunit
Biological process (GO): fatty acid beta-oxidation using acyl-CoA dehydrogenase; amino acid catabolic process
Cellular component (GO): mitochondrion
Molecular function (GO): electron transfer activity
Source: RefSeq, a predicted model, not a curated record
AAACAGUCUCCCUUUGACCUGUGCAAGCUUUGAUCGUUUCUACUGGUGACGAACGACCGCCGGGAACAUUUCAUUAAGGUUGUGUGAGUCCGUAUAUAUAUAUAUAUAUGUAUAUAUAUAUAUACAUAUAGAGAUUCGAUAUCGGGACGUGCGUUUGGGUGGCGUUAAGGCAAGCUUUUGAAAGGACGUUGAUCGAAGGCAAGCGACUGAGUUUACAAUGUCCCUCAGAAUUUUGGUCGGAUGCAAGCGUGUCGUCGACUACGCAGUUAAGGUUCGCGUGAAACCUGAUCAGACCGGAGUUGUAACACAGGGUGUAAAGCACUCUCUCAAUCCUUUCGAUGAAAUUGCUGUUGAGGAAGCCGUCCGACUCAAGGAGAAAAAGUUAGCUCAGGAGAUCAUUGCUGUUUCAUGUGGCCCACCUGCAUGCCAAGAGACAUUGCGCACAGCUUUAGCAAUGGGGGCUGAUAAGGCAAUUCACGUAGAGGUCCCCGAUGCAGAGUAUGCAACUCUGCAGCCCCUGCACGUGGCCAAAAUUUUUGCUAAGCUGUCGGAGAGGACACAGGCUAACCUUAUUUUAGUAGGAAAGCAGGCAAUUGAUGAUGACUCGAACCAAACUGCGCAAAUCACCGCUGGUCUCUUGGAUUGGCCUCAGGCCACAUUUGUAUCGAAGAUUGAGCCACAAGGUAGCGACUCUGCAAACAUUGUUCGUGAAGUCGAUGGUGGACUCGAGCAUAUUAAGGUUAAGCUUCCAGCUGUUGUAAGCGCUGAUCUUCGACUCAACGAACCGCGUUAUGCGACACUGCCAAAUAUUAUGAAGGCGAAGAAAAAGCCACUCGAGAAGUUGACCGCAAAGGAUCUUGGUGUGGACCUUAGUGCUCGAAUCAAGGUUAUAUCAGUUGCAGAGCCACCAGUUCGUGAGGCUGGAGCGAAAGUCGAGAGCGUAGACGAAAUGCUUAGUAAACUCAAGGAGCUAGGACGCAUUUAGAUAACUAGAUCUUAGGAUUCAUCAGAACAGGUAGUCGCCUUGCAUUUGUAACAAUCCUUGACUGUCACAAACAAAUUCCGGACCCGCCCAAUACCGCUCAAACGUAUGUUCCAUGGGUCAUCUCACAUUUGACCCGAACUGCAAUUUGAGCCAAAGCAGUAAAGAAACGCACCAGCGAUAUUUUGUAGCAGCUACUGGUGUCACGUAACAUGUACUGACUGGUUGGAAACACUUCGACGUACUUACUCAUCGCACCGGGUCAAGUGUUCUUCGAACUUUUGCAUUAAGCUUUACCAUGCUCAACAUAACAAUGAUGAAGAUAUAUGCAAAGCUACAUAUCUGCGCAGGUUGAAUUGAAGACUGCACUGAUAUUUUACAGGUGUCGUAGGCGUCAAACACACACGGCGUUCUGGGCAAUUAGAGUAUAUAUAUGAAACAAGAUGAACUGUAAAGGUAGACCAGAAAAUGCGUUGCUCCGUAUGUGUCUCUGGCAAUAAAUAGUCUCUUUUAUAAACAAACAGUAUGUGAAAAUAUAUUAAACGUAUGCGAAUGUUACGCAUAACUAUUUUAAUAAUGUUCGAGUACAUGACCAACUCCAGGCACAAGCCGUGUUUUAAAGAAUAUUCACUUAAUAAUAAAUAACUGUUUUGUACAAAACUGAA